Molecule: messenger RNA, 1651 nt
Organism: Xenopus laevis (African clawed frog)
Lineage: Eukaryota; Metazoa; Chordata; Amphibia; Anura; Pipidae
Product: zinc finger protein OZF
Exons: 5
Coding region: 243-1499 (418 amino acids)
Source: RefSeq, a predicted model, not a curated record
UGAAGCUGUAGAAAGUUAGAAAUUGUCAGCUCUGCAGGUUGAGAACUUUAACGUUUGUUUGAGUGGAAGAGCAAAGAAAUCUCCAGUAUUUCAGUUUCUGGAUUAGAAAUGAUUGCAUCCCCCUGUUUCACAGAAAUAAAGGAGUGGGGAAUCCCUCUCCACUUGCAGCAGGGCUCCUUAUAACAACAGCAGUUUCUACAGCCGCCACUUUGUCAUUCUGCCACUAGGUGUCACUAUAGUCUAUGGGAACCAAUGUGUCUGGUGAUCUGGUUUUCUUACUGCACUUUAUUCUAAUGCAUCACUUCUCACUUCCGUUGUUCCUCAGGGCUCCAGGGAGAGAGAUGGAGCCAGAACUAUUCCCAACAAGGAUAAAGGAAGAAGAAGCAAAUUGUGAUUAUUGUUGGAGCCCAAAGGGAAACUCAGCAGCAGCCGCACCUACUGAUGGGGGUCUCCAGGCAUUUGGCUCAGGGAUAUUUAAGAUAAAGACAGAGGAAUCAGACUCUGAAGUUGAAGUGAUCCCUGCGGAAGUGUCAGUGGGUUCCCACGAGAUUGAAGAAAACUUAUUGCAGGUAAAUAAAAAGGAAGAAGAACUGGACUAUGAUUAUUACCUGAACCCAAUGGAAAACUCAACAGCCGCACUUACUGCUGGGGAGAACUGCGCGACUAAUGACUGGAAUUGUGACUUUGGGAUUCUUCCGGUCCUGGGAACUAAAUCGUACUUUGUUAUAUUAGACACAGCCCAGGAGCCGCUGCAGAGCACGGGGAUGUUGGUGUGGCCCCCGGAGUCCAGAGCACAGACCAUAUUGGAUUGUGGGCUCAGUGCAAGUUCUGCGCAUUUCCCAGCAGCACCCAAAGCCGCAGGGUUUAUAUGCGAUAAAUGUGGAUUGAGCUUCUCUGUGAGCGGCGAGCUGGUGUCGCAUUACUGCAACCACUCCAUGAUCAACAUGCAGAGCCGGCAGCUGCAGCAGAAGCCGCCCGUGUGUCUGGAUGUCGUUUGGAAGCAGAAAAGGAGCGACAAUAAUUCCCAAGCGCAUCACUUGCUUUACACCGAGGAAAAAUGCUUCCCCUGCCCAGAAUGUGGGCGCCUCUUCCCCGAGGGGUACAGGAUGAGAAAUCACAUGUUAAUUCACAACGGAGAGAAACCAUUCGUGUGCAGUGAGUGCGGCAAAGCCUUCAAGCGCAGAGUGGCCCUGGUGGAACAUGAGAGAGUGCACACGGGGGAGAAACCCUACAGGUGCAAGCGCUGUGGGAGGAGCUACACGCACAGGGGCAGUCUGUACAGCCACCAGGCCGUCUGCUACGAAGAGAAACCAUUCGCCUGUACUGAAUGUGGCAAACAAUUCUCCCAAAAGUCUCUGUAUCUCCUUCACCAGAACAGCCACACACCUCCCUGCGCAGACUGCGGCAAAAUCUUUACCCGAAAGUACAGUUACCAGCAGCACAUAAAGACUCACAGGAGGAGAGACAGACGACCAAUAGAACUUGCCCACGUGCAGUGACCUCUUUAUUUACCAAAACACGGGACGGAGCACUUAGUACUGUAUAUAUGUGUAUGUGUGUGUGUGUAUAUGUGUGUGUAUAUGUGUGUGUAUAUGUAUAUGUGUGUGUGUAUAUGUAUAUGUGUGUGUGUAUGUAUGUAUAUGUGUGUGUG